Elgaria multicarinata webbii is the source of this 1839-nucleotide messenger RNA. Its product is annotated as zinc finger protein 883-like. Gene Ontology annotation, biological process: regulation of transcription by RNA polymerase II. The transcript is spliced from 5 exons. NCBI's taxonomy places the organism in Eukaryota, Metazoa, Chordata, Lepidosauria, Squamata, Anguidae. Gene Ontology annotation, molecular function: RNA polymerase II cis-regulatory region sequence-specific DNA binding; DNA-binding transcription factor activity. The record is from RefSeq and is a predicted model, not a curated record. The coding region runs from base 1 to 1839 and encodes 612 amino acids.
AUGGAUAGGUCGGAACCCCGCGACUGUGUCACCGUCUUCCUCUCUCCCUCUGCGCCCUCCAGGGAGGCCACGCGGUCAUCUGCGGUGCCCUGGGAAGCCCGUCCAGGGAUGCUGAGCGGGAAUUUUCGGCCAAUGAAAAAAACGCGUCACCGAAUAUUCCCGCUCAGCAUUCCUGGACUUCCCAGCCUUCUGCAGACGAGCGCCCAGCCGCGAAGAGGGAACGCCGUGGAGAUCGGGUCGGGGGGCUUCCGAUCCACCGAUCCCGAGCGGGUUUCUGCACCAGGGACGCCUCUUGCUCCGGGGACGGGGGGUGCCCUUCUGCUGGGCGGGAGAUGCUUAGUGUGUGAAAAGGCCUUUCAUCAGAGUACGCAUAUUAAAUCACACCUAAGAAGCCACACAGGUGAAAAGCCCUAUAAAUGCUCCAAGUGUGGAAAGUGUUUCGCUGAGAACAAAAGCCUUAAAGAGCAUCAAAGUUGCCACACAGGUGAGAAGCCCUAUAAAUGCUCUGAGUGCGAAAAGGGCUUUGUUCGUAGAAGAACCCUUAAAAGGCAUAAAAGAAUUCACACGGGAGAGAAGCCCUAUAAAUGCCCUGCGUGUGAAAAAAGCUUCACUAAUAGUGGAAGCCUUAAAGUGCAUCAAAGAAUUCACACAGAGAAGAUCUAUAAAUGCACCGAGUGUGAGAAAAGUUUCAAGAAGAGCAUAAAACUUGCUAUACAUCAAAGUAUUCACACAGGUGAGAAGCCUUAUGAAUGUUUGGUGUGUGAAGCACGCUUCCAUCGGAAUGCCAAAAGCCUUAAAGAGCACCAAAGAAUACAUACUGGCGAGAGGCCCUAUCAAUGCUCUGAGUGUGGAAAAAGCUUCAUUUAUAGAAGAACUCUUAAAAGACAUUUAAUAAUUCACACAAAUGAGAAGCCAUAUAAAUGUUCUGAGUGUGGAAAGAGUUUCAGUAAUAGCGGUAACCUUAAAUCACAUCAAAGAAUUCACACAGAAGAUAAACCAUAUCAGUGCUUUGAAUGUGGAAAGAGCUUCAGUCGGAGCACACACCUUAACAAUCAUCGAAGAGUUCACACAGGGGAGAAGCCCUAUGAAUGCUCUGAAUGUGGAAAGAAUUUCAGAGAUAGCACUGGCUAUAAAGAGCAUCAAAGAAUUCACACAGGCGAGAAGCCCUAUAGGUGUUCAUGUGAAAAAAGCUUCAGCCGAAGCACACACCUUAAAAGACACCAAAGGACUCACACAGAUGAGAAGCCCUAUAAAUGCUCUGAAUGUGGAAAGAGUUUCAGAGACAACAUAAAAUGUACCAUACACCAAAGAAUUCACACAGGUGAAAAGCCCUAUUUAUGCUCAGAGUGUGGGAAGAGCUUCAGUUGUAGCACUCGCCUUAAAACACAUGAAAGAAUUCACACAGGUGAGAAGCCUUAUAAAUGCUCUGAGUGUGGAAAUAACUUCAGUUGUAGUGCACGCCUUAAAACACAUCAAAGAAUCCACUCAGGCGAGAAGCCUUAUAAUUGCUCUGAGUGUGGAGAGAGUUUUAGUCAUAGCGUAACCCUGAAAUCACAUCAAAGAAUUCACACAGGGGAGAAGCCCUACAAAUGCUCUGAAUGCGGAAAGAGCUUCUGUCGCAGCACAGACUUUAAUUCCCAUCAAAGAAUCCACACUGGUGAGGAACUGUAUAAAUGCUUGUUGUGUGGGAAGAGUUUCAGUCGAAAAACACAUCUUAAUAGACAUCAAAGAAUUCAUACAGGUGAGAAGCCCUAUAAAUGCUCAGAAUGCGGAAAGAGUUUUAGUAUUAAUGGUAAUUUGAAAGUGCAUCAAAGAAUUCACACCAGGAAGAAGUCCUAA